CCACAAACAGGGAUAUAUUCUUCUGACUGUUAAGUUUAUGUGGUCCCUCCUGAAUAUUACCAUUCUACGUAGUAUCUUUAUUGGCUUUAAGUGACACUCCGUUAUUUGGUAUCCAAGCGAAUGCAGAAGUAGGUAAACAGACAAGGAAAUAUCACUUCUUGGUAUAUGGACCACUGGGAACAAUAGUAAUAGUCUCAAAGCGGUCUAAUAGCUGUCAAACGUUGGUUUUAGCGAAUGUUUAGGGAGGAUGCGGCCAUAUGAGGCGACUCUGAUUAGGGGUAUGGUUUUAAAAGGUUAAUCAUUUCCACAUAAAAUAUUCAACUAGGCAAAGGUGUUUUAUGGCGUUUGUGGCUAGGACUCGGGUAACAUAAAGUUACAGGAGCGUUCAUGAAAGUAACGUUAUUUUAAAACUAUCAAGGAAAAGGAUGCUACUUGGACUGCGACGUAUAAUUACCACGAAUAGGGAAAGUUGCAUAUUAAAACCUUAAUGUACUGUGGGGUUACCUUAUAAAAGGACGGUGUAGUCCGCACCAACGCAUGAAAUCACUCAAGAUGAAAACAACAGGCAUUCAAGCGUUCAUUAUUUGUGUGACACUAGUCUUUAUUGUAGAAGGGCGCGAUGACCAGGACACCGUGGCCAAAAAGAUACUUGAUAAAAUAUCCAGUUUCCUAACCCCAAAGAAAGUAGUGGUGCCCCGUGGACCGGCAGGUCCCGGUGGCCCCUCUGUAAGAGGACCGGCAGGGCCAAGGGGAACAUCAAGGGGGGCAACAACUACCUACGUGACCCCCAAUCUGGAUUUCCUGUACGUUCUGGACAGCAGCGGUAGUAUUGGAUCUGAGCAUUUUGACAAGGCGAAGAAAGGGAUACAGGUACAAGUGGACGUAAUUGAUUUGAAGACGAAGACUACCCCAUCGGGAACCCACGUUGGACUGAUAGAAUUUUCAUCUCCGGCCAAAACUCAUGUGGAGUUCACUCUACGCCAAUAUAGUAGUGCAGCGGCCAUCAAAGCAGCAGUCGGGAAAAUCGACUACGACAAUGGCGGUUCCACAGCUACGGCUGAUGCACUGAGAUUGGCCAAGAAACAUUUUGAUCAAUAUGGAGUUAGGGAAAAUGUGAAAGUAGUGUGGGUCAUAACUGACGGGCAGUCAAACAGAGGCGGGAAUCCAAAAAUCCCAGCAGACGAGCUGAAGAAGAAUGGUAAGUGGUUAAUUCACUAUCAACACGCAGUAUGA
Lingula anatina is the source of this 1233-nucleotide messenger RNA. RefSeq names its product matrilin-3-like. The record is from RefSeq and is a predicted model, not a curated record. Lineage: Eukaryota; Metazoa; Brachiopoda; Lingulata; Lingulida; Lingulidae.